Molecule: messenger RNA, 822 nt
Organism: Purpureocillium lilacinum
Lineage: Eukaryota; Fungi; Ascomycota; Sordariomycetes; Hypocreales; Ophiocordycipitaceae
Biological process (GO): protein N-linked glycosylation; lipid biosynthetic process
Cellular component (GO): endoplasmic reticulum membrane; intracellular membrane-bounded organelle
Molecular function (GO): dolichyldiphosphatase activity
Source: RefSeq, a predicted model, not a curated record
AUGGCCGACUCCGCGCCGCUCGCCUCGCUCUCCCUCACGCACGUCUACUACGACCCCGACGACCUCCUCUCCCUCGUCUGCGCCUACCUCGCGCUCGUCCCGCAGUCCCUCUGCAUCGUCUACGCCACCCUCGUGCUCGCCACGCGCGAGGCCGAGAUCGCCCUCGCCCUCGCAGGGCAGCUCGCCUGCGAGGCCCUCAACUUUGCCCUCAAGCGCCUCAUCAAGGAGGAGCGCCCGCGCCGCAUCCACGGCAAGGGUUACGGCAUGCCCUCGUCGCACGCGCAGUUUGUCGCCUUUUGGAGCGUCUCGCUCGCGCUGUUCCUGCUCCUGCGGCAUCGGCCUAGUGGCGUGGCGGCGACUACUCGCGCUCGUACGAAUGGCUCUGCGGCAAAGGGAGCGAUGCGCAGACUGGGCGCGAGCGUGAGCGUCGACGGCCUGCACCGCCCCUGGUCCCUCCCCGAGCGCCUCGCCGUCAGCCUCGCCGCCGCGGGCGUCGCCGCCGCCGUCGCCUGCAGCCGCGUCUACCUCGACUACCACACCCCGCGGCAGGUCCUCGCGGGGGCCGCCGCGGGCGUCGCCUCCGCGCUGGGCUGGUUCGCCGCCACGGCCGUCCUGCGCCGCUCCGGCUGGCUCGCCUGGGCGCUCGACACGCCCCUCGCCCGCGCCCUGCGCGUCCGCGACCUCGCCGUCGAGGAGGACAUGUGCCAGGCCGGCUGGGAGAAGUGGGAGGCCAAGCGCGCCGCCGCCGCCGCUGGUGCUGCUGCUGCUGAUGGCGAUGACGCUGCUCUUGCCAAGGUCGACGGCAAGACCAAGACGGGGUGA